AUGGGUUUCAGACUGUCUACUCAGCAGAGCCCUCCAUGUCAUGUGUUCAAUUCUUCAAUCCCUCCACCUACCAAUCCUUCUACUCUUCAAUCCCUCCGCCAACCAAUCCUUCCACUCUUCAAUCCCUCCGCCAACCAAUCCUUCCACUCUUCAAUCCCUCCACCUACCAAUCCUUCCACUCUUCAAUCCCUCCACCUACCAAUCCUUCCACUCUUCAAUCCCUCCACCUACCAAUCCUUCUACUCUUCAAUCCCUCCACAUACCAAUCCUUCUACUCUUCAAUCCCUAUCAAUCCUUCUACUCUUCAAUCCCUCCACCUACCAAUCCUUCCACUCUUCAAUCCCUCCACCUACCAAUCCUUCUACUCUUCAAUCCCUCCACAUACCAAUCCUUCUACUCUUCAAUCCCUCCACCUACCAAUCCUUCUACUCUUCAAUCCCUCCACCUACCAAUCCUUCUACUCUUCAAUCCCUCCACCUACCAAUCCUUCUAGUCUUCAAUCCCUCCACCUACCAAUCCUUCUACUCUUCAAUCCCUCCACCUACCAAUCCUUCUAGUCUUCAAUCCCUCCACCUACCAAUCCUUCUACUCUUCAAUCCCUCCGCCAACCAAUCCUUCCACUCUUCAAUCCCUCCACCUACCAAUCCUUCCACUCUUCAAUCCCUCCACCUACCAAUCCUUCCACUCUUCAAUCCCUCCACCUACCAAUCCUUCUACUCUUCAAUCCCUCCACAUACCAAUCCUUCUACUCUUCAAUCCCUAUCAAUCCUUCUACUCUUCAAUCCCUCCGCCUACCAAUUCUUCUACUCUUCUUCAAUCCCUCCACCUACCAAUCCUUCUACUCUUCAAUCCCUCCACCUACCAAUCCUUCUACUCUUCAAUCCCUCCACCUACCAAUCCUUCUACUCUUCAAUCCCUCCACCUACCAAUCCUUCUACUCUUCAAUCCCUCCACAUACCAAUCCUUCUACUCUUCAAUCCCUCCACCUACCAAUCCUUCUACUCUUCAAUCCCUCCACCAACCAAUCCUUCUACUCUUCAAUCCCUUAACCUACCAAUCCUUCUACUCUUCAAUCGCUCCACCUACCAAUCCUUCUACUCUUCAAUCCCUCCACCUACCAAUCCUUCUACUCUUCAAUCUCUCCACCAACCAAUCAUUCUACUCUUCAAUCCCUUAACCUACCAAUCCUUCUACUCUUCAAUCGCUCCACCUACCAAUCCUUCUACUCUUCAAUCCCUUAACCUACCAAUCCUUCUACUCUUCAAUCGCUCCACCUACCAAUCCUUCUACUCUUCAAUCCCUCCACCUACCAAUCCUUCUACACUUCAAUCCCUCCACCUACCAAUCCUUCUACUCUUCAAUCCCUCCACCUACCAAUCCUUCUACUCUUCAAUCCCUCCACCAACCAAUCAUUCUACUCUUCAAUCCCUUAACCUACCAAUCCUUCUACUCUUCAAUCGCUCCACCUACCAAUCCUUCUACUCUUCAAUCCCUCCGCCUACCAAUUCUUCUACUCUUCUUCAAUCCCUCCACCUACCAAUCCUUCUACUCUUCAAUCCCUCCACCUACCAAUCCUUCUACUCUUCAAUCCCUCCACCUACCAAUCCUUCUACUCUUCAAUCCUUCCACCUACCAAUCCUUCUACUCUUCAAUCCUUCCACCUACCAAUCCUUCUACUCUUCAAUCCCUCCACCUACCAAUCCUUCUACUCUUCAAUCCCUCCACCUACCAAUCCUUCUACUCUUCAAUCCCUCCACAUACCAAUCCUUCUACUCUUCAAUCCCUCCACCUACCAAUCCUCCUACUCUUCAAUCCCUCCACCUACCAAUCCUUCUACUCUUCAAUCCCUCCACCAACCAAUCCUUCUACUCUUCAAUCCCUUAA
Molecule: messenger RNA, 1884 nt
Organism: Rana temporaria (common frog)
Lineage: Eukaryota; Metazoa; Chordata; Amphibia; Anura; Ranidae
Product: extensin-2-like
Exons: 2
Coding region: 1-1884 (627 amino acids)
Source: RefSeq, a predicted model, not a curated record